Neospora caninum is the source of this 951-nucleotide messenger RNA. RefSeq lists its product as hypothetical. The transcript has a single exon. The record is from RefSeq and is a predicted model, not a curated record. Gene Ontology annotation, biological process: mitochondrial ADP transmembrane transport; mitochondrial ATP transmembrane transport. Gene Ontology annotation, molecular function: ATP:ADP antiporter activity. Bases 1 to 951 code for a protein of 316 amino acids. Lineage: Eukaryota; Apicomplexa; Conoidasida; Eucoccidiorida; Sarcocystidae. Gene Ontology annotation, cellular component: mitochondrial inner membrane.
AUGGCGGCGGCGACUCCAGCGCCGGGGGGGAAGAAGGGAAAUGCGGAUAGUCAACUGAUGAAUACCGCGAAAGACUUCCUGGCAGGGGGUAUUUCAGCGGGUGUAUCAAAGACCAUUGUAGCUCCGAUUGAGCGUGUGAAGAUGUUGAUUCAGACGCAGGACUCGAUCCCGGAAAUUAAGGAGGGGAAGAUGCCACGCUACACAGGCAUCGUCGACUGCUUCCGCCGUGUGUCUGCUGAACAGGGUGUUGCGUCUCUGUGGCGAGGCAACCUGGCGAAUGUGAUCAGAUAUUUCCCUACACAGGCGUUUAACUUCGCCUUCAAGGACACCUUCAAACGCAUGUUCCCGAGAUAUGACCAGAAAAAAGAAUUCUGGAAGUUUUUCUGCACCAACGUGGCUUCCGGGGGUCUUGCCGGCGCUUCCUCGCUGGUCAUUGUGUAUCCCCUUGAUUUCGCGCGAACGCGUCUUGCAUCCGAUGUUGGGAAGGGCACGGACCGCGAAUUCACAGGACUGGUAGACUGCCUGGGCAAAAUCUUCCGCCGCACGGGCUUCUUCUCCCUGUACCAAGGUUUCGGAGUGUCGGUCCAGGGUAUCAUCGUGUACCGUGGAGCGUACUUUGGUCUGUUUGAUACCGCAAAGGCAAUGCUUUUCGGACCCAACAACGAUGCAAACAUCUUCUACAAGUGGGCAGUUGCUCAGACUGUCACAGCUGCAGCCGGUGUGGCGUCGUACCCCUUCGACACUGUCCGAAGGAGAAUGAUGAUGAUGGCGGGGCGCAAGAAGGGCGAACAAGAGAUUCAGUACACAGGCACGGCAGAUUGCUGGAAGAAGGUGUACCAACAGGAAGGCUUCAAGGGUUUCUUCAAAGGUGCGUGGGCGAACGUGCUGCGCGGUGCCGGCGGUGCACUCGUCUUGGUUUUCUAUGACGAGUUGAAGAAGAUGCUCAUGUAA